AAGAAGCCGUUACCACUUUUGUGUUUCAUCAUUCAGUUACAUUCAUCCAACGGCACUCUUUCCUUUCUUUCUUUACCAAUCUGUCUGGAUUCAACAACCAACGCAGCAACUCUUAGAUUAGAUUCACCAUCUUCGUUUUCAUCCGAUUCGAUUACCAUGUCCAUGAGCGCACCAGUCACACCCUUAACCAAGAUUCGAACCACCACACCUUCUUCAACCCCAAGAACUCGUGAGGAGGAGAAGAUUCUGGUAACAGUUAGGGUUAGGCCAUUGACGCCUAGAGAGCUUGCUAACUAUGACCUUUUCGCUUGGAAUUGCACCGACGAUAACACCCUCACUUCAACCAACCUCAAUCACGAUCGCCAUACCUCCACCUACACUUUCGAUAGAGUAUUUGAUCCCUCUUGCCCUAAUCGGAGUGUCUAUGAACAAGGCGCUAGAGAUGUUGCCCUCUCUGCUAUCAAAGGGAUCAACUCUACCAUUUUUGCGUACGGUCAGACUAGCAGUGGCAAGACCUACACCAUGAAAGGAAUUGCAGACAACUGCAUCAAUGACAUUUACGCCCAUAUCACCAAUGCCACUGCAAGUAGGUUUGUUUUGAAGUUUUCGGCUAUCGAAAUCUAUAACGAGACGGUCGUAGACCUCUUGAACCGUGAUUCUGGUGCCCUUCGUCUCUUGGAUGAUCCCGAGAAAGGUACAGUGGUGGAGAAGCUGACGGAGGAGGUCGUAAGAAAUAGUCAGCAUCUUAGGAGCUUAAUUGCUACUUGUGAAGAUCAAAGGCAAGUCGGUGAAACAUCUUUGAACGAUAGAAGCUCAAGAUCACAUCAGAUAAUCAGACUGACUAUUGAGAGCAGUUUUCAUGAUGAAUCAGGAUGUGUAAAAUCUCUCCUGGCAAGUUUGAGUCUUGUGGAUCUUGCUGGCAGUGAGCGUGCAUCUCAAACGUAUGCUGCAGGUGCCCGAUUGAAGGAAGGCAGCCACAUAAACAGAAGCCUACUCACUUUGACAAAUGUGAUUAGAAAGUUGAGUGGUGGGAAGAAGAGUGGUCACAUACCAUAUAGAGACUCGAAACUGACACGGAUAUUGCAGUCGUCAUUAGGCGGGAAUGCACGGACUGCAAUAAUAUGCACAAUGAGUCCUGCUUUGAGCCAUGUGGACCAAUCACGCAACACCUUGGCUUUCGCAACUAGUGCCAAGGAAGUCACAAACACUGCCCGAAUUAAUAUGGUGGUUGCUGAGAAGCAAUUGGUGAAGCACUUGCAAAAGGAAGUAAGUAGACUUAAAGCAGAAUUGUUGAGUCCAGAACCUUCUUCCUCUGAAUGUUUAAAGUCUUUGCUGGCCGAGAAGGAGCAGAAAAUUCAGCAGAUGCAGAGAGAAAUGGAUGAGCUCAAGCGUGAGAGAGACCUUGCGAAAUCACAACUUCAAAAACUACAGGAUGAUGACCGGCCCUCUCGUCAAGCAGUCAAACGACUAUCUUUUGGUGGUGAGAAUUCAUCGAAAGUAUCUGGAUCAGAAACAAAGGCACAUAGAAGACGGAGACAGUCAAUAGAGCCAUGCAUGCUGGUGCGUGAAAUAAGAAAGAUCGGGAUGAUGCAGAGGCAGCUUGGUGAUGAAGCAGACCGUACUCUCGAGUUACUUUCAUCUCACAGGUUAGAGAAUAACGAAAGUAUAGUUCGGCUGGUGGCAGAUAUUAAGAGCAUGACAGCAAGUCUUAAGGAUGAUUUAAGCGCGAACGAAGAAGAAAGUGGCAGUCUGAAGGAAGAGAUUGCCAGGUUAAAAUGUGAAGAACUAGCAUCUCUGGAAAAAAAGCUUGAACACGUACAGAAAUCGUUAGACAAGCUAGUUAGUGUGGAAGAAGGUGGUGUGGAUUCAAGAACUCCAUUAAAGAACAAGAAGAGGAAUAACAGUAAUAACAGUGGUGGUAUGCCAAAUUAUAUUCGCUCUCCGUGUUUACCAAAUGUUCGCGGUACCGAGAACAGGGAUCCGGAGACUCGUAAUUCACCUGUUGCUGCUGCUAAUGAGGACACCUCUUUGAAGAAAGCGACUCCUAGAUCUGCAUCUAAGCAACCGGGAAGUUCUGUUAAUGUGAAAAAGAUACAGAUGAUGUUUAAGACGGCAGCUGAAGAUAACAUCCAAAGCAUCAAGGCAUAUGUUACGGAUCUUAAAGAACGUGUGGCGAAGCUACAAUACCAGAAACAACUGCUAGUCUGCCAGGUGUUGGAGCUAGAGGAAGGAAAUGAUGAGAGGGGUGAUGAUUUGGAGGAACAAUCUCCAAUGCCACGACAUCUGGUGUUUGAGGAUCACAGAAAUCAAAUAAUAAUGUUGUGGCAUUUGUGUCACGUGUCUAUCAUACACAGGACACAGUUCUAUAUGUUGUUCAGAGGAGAGGCUGCUGAUGAUAUAUACGUACAAGUUGAACUUAGAAGGCUAACUUGGUUAGAACAAAAACUAUCAGAUCUCGGAAACGCAAGUCCAGCUCUAUUGGGUGAUGAACCGGCAGGGUAUGUCACAUCAAGUAUUAAGGCGCUAAAACAGGAGAGGGAAUAUCUGGCUAAGAGGGUGAGCACAGAAUUAAGUGCAGAAGAAAGGGAGGUGUUGUAUAAAAAAUGGGAAAUCCCAGUGGGAGGAGGGAAGCAGAGGAGGAGGCUGCAACUUGUGAAUCGGUUGUGGACAGACCCGCUGAACCUGUCACAGGUUAAAGAGAGUGCUGAAAUAGUUGCGAAACUUGUAGGAUUUUGUGAAACGGGGUCGAAGGAGAUGUUUGCACUUAAUUUUGUAAACCCGUCUGACAAAAAGUCUUGGAUGGGGGGUUGGAACAUGAUAUCCAAUCUCUUACAUCUCUAGAGUUGGUGUUUGUUUGUUUGUAUACAGUGAGUGAGUGACACACAUUUCUCUUAUUCAUGUUUUUUUCUUAGGUUACUACUACUGUUACCAGGAAUAAAAUGCAUGAUUGUUGUGGAAAGAUGAGCAGCCAGACAGAAUAUAAAGCUGGCUGGUUAAAUGGCUCAUUUCAUUUCUGCUAUCAGCUUUUUUUUGACCA
Molecule: messenger RNA, 3037 nt
Organism: Helianthus annuus (common sunflower)
Lineage: Eukaryota; Viridiplantae; Streptophyta; Magnoliopsida; Asterales; Asteraceae
Product: kinesin-like protein NACK2
Exons: 14
Coding region: 157-2841 (894 amino acids)
Biological process (GO): microtubule-based movement
Molecular function (GO): ATP binding; microtubule motor activity; microtubule binding
Source: RefSeq, a predicted model, not a curated record